Molecule: messenger RNA, 1257 nt
Organism: Penicillium olsonii
Lineage: Eukaryota; Fungi; Ascomycota; Eurotiomycetes; Eurotiales; Aspergillaceae
Source: the annotation of a GenBank genome assembly
AUGAUUGCCCAAUCAAUAUCACUGGGUGUUCUUUCAUUGCCCUCUUCUAUGGCUACAUUGGGCUUUGUACCCGGUUGUAUCUUGAUUGUUAGCAUCGGAGCGCUAACUACAUACACGGGCUACGUUCUUGGCCAAUUCAAAAUUCGUUAUCCACAAGUCCAUAAUAUGUCUGACGCAGCAGAGAUUCUGUUCGGUCCAGUGGGCCGUGAAGUCGCCGCGGCCGCUCAACUCCUCUUCUUUAUCUUCCUGAUGGGGGCUCAUAUAUUGACAUUCUCAAUUAUGAUGAAUACGUUAACCGACCACGGGGCAUGCACUAUUAUCUUCUCCACCGCCGGAGCGAUUUUGUGCUUUAUUUUGACACUUCCUCGACGUCUACAAGAUGUUUCUUAUCUUGGUAUUAUAUGUAUGAGAGUAUUCAAAUAUUCUCUUUGGAACCCUAGUCAACGGAAACUAACUAUUUCAAUUUCGAUAGCUUCGCUUUCCAUCUUCAUCUCUGUGAUGAUUACAGUCAUUGCGAUUGGCAUUGAAGCCCCCGAUCCUGUUGCUCACGCCAUCAACCACCCAACCCUCCUAUCUGGUUUCUCGGCCACUCUGAAUAUAAUUAUAUCAUUCGCUGGCCACCUAGCAUUCUUCAGCUUCCAAUCAGAGCUUGCCGAACCAAAAGAUUUUUCAAAAGCAUUGGUCGCUCUCCAGGUUACUGAUACUUCUCUUUAUCUUGUUACCGCCGUUGUCGUCUACCGAUAUGCAGGUGACGGUGUUCAAAGUCCAGCGCUACUAAGCACCAGUCCUAUGGUUUCAAAAGUUGCAUUUGGCAUUGCUAUCGGUACGAUCGUCAUUGCGGGAGUGGUUAUUGCCCAUGUGGGAGCCAAAACGAUCUAUGUUCGCAUGUUUCGUGGCACUAAUCGAAUGAAUGAGAGAUCUCUGGUAUCAUAUGGGACCUGGGUCCUCAUCGUCUUGGUUCUUUGGGUUAUUGCUUGGGUCAUUGCGAAUGCAAUCCCUGUAUUCAAUGAUCUUCUCAAUCUCCUAGCUGCUGCUUUUGCAAGUUGGUUCUCCUUUGGAUUGGAGGGUCUUUUUUGGCUGCACAUGAACAAAGCACAGAUAACCUCCGGCCGGAAUAUCCCUCUCGCGGGUUUAAACAUACUGAUUGUGCUAAUGUGCUGCAUCAUGUGUGGAAUGGGGCUCUGGGUUUCAGGAAAAGGCAUCGCAGCUAGCGCAAAAACCGCAUCUGCAGCAUUUUCCUGUGCGGAUAACAGAUGA